Molecule: messenger RNA, 3395 nt
Organism: Synchiropus splendidus (mandarinfish)
Lineage: Eukaryota; Metazoa; Chordata; Actinopteri; Syngnathiformes; Callionymidae
Product: bifunctional UDP-N-acetylglucosamine 2-epimerase/N-acetylmannosamine kinase-like
Exons: 15
Coding region: 17-2440 (807 amino acids)
Biological process (GO): UDP-N-acetylglucosamine metabolic process
Molecular function (GO): N-acylmannosamine kinase activity; UDP-N-acetylglucosamine 2-epimerase activity; hydrolase activity, hydrolyzing O-glycosyl compounds
Source: RefSeq, a predicted model, not a curated record
CCAAUCACACGCCGCGAUGCAAAUGAGCCCAGGCCCAGUUUCUGGAGCCCCUCCCCCAGCUCUAUGUCAGCGAGCCAAGCUGCCUCCCUUCCUUUCUACACGCUCUUUUACCUGCUGGUUCACACAUGCUCUUCUUUUCAUGAUAUGUCAGCUCCAUUUUGUAACUAAGCGAGGCCGUUUUUGUAUUCAGGAAGUAUGUGAAUAUUUGGAAGGCCCAAGUGAGCUUUACUCUGUGAAGAUUCUUAGGAGCAAACGGCAAAAAGACAUCAUGGACUUAGACAAUCAGUGCAAAAGGAGGUUGAGGGUGUGUGUGGCCACAUGCAACAGAGCAGACUACUCCAAGCUGGCCCCCAUCAUGAUCGGGAUCAAGGCUCAUCCUGAUGAAUUUGAUUUGGAAGUCGUCGUGCUUGGUUCCCAUCUUAUUGACGACUAUGGGAACACGUACCGCAUCAUCGAGCAGGACAGCUUUGACAUCAGCUCCAAACUCCACACCAUUGUGAGAGGAGAGGACGAGUCAGCCAUGGUGGAGAGCGUGGGUCUUGCUCUGGUCAAGCUCCCCGACGUCCUGAAUAGAUUGAAACCGGACAUUCUGAUCAUCCACGGUGAUCGCUUCGACGCCCUGGCUCUCGCAACUGCAGCAGCUCUAAUGAACAUUAGAAUUCUUCACGUGGAAGGAGGAGAGGUGAGCGGCACAAUCGACGACUCCAUCCGCCAUGCCAUCACGAAGCUAGCCCAUUACCACGCCUGCUGCACGCGCAGGGCCGAGCAGCACCUCAUCGCCAUGUGUGAAGAUCACAAUCGCAUCCUGCUCUCGGGCUGUCCCUCUUAUGAUAAGCUGCUGGGUAAACAGAGAGACGACUACCUGGAUAUCAUCAGGAAGUGGCUCGGCGACAAAGCUCAGGAGGGAAAUUACAUUGUUGCACUGCAGCAUCCGGUGACCACAGACAUUCAGCACUCUAUCAAAAUCUACGGACUGAUGUUGGACGCCCUAAUAUCCUUCAACAAAAGGACACUCAUCCUCUUCCCCAACAUUGAUGCUGGAAGCAAGGAGAUGGUGCGCGUCAUGAGAAAGAAGGGCAUCGAGCAGCACCCCAACUUCCGGGCUGUGAAGCACAUUCCCUUUGAGGAGUUCAUCACGCUGGUCUCUCACGCCGGCUGCAUGAUCGGAAACAGCAGCUGCGGGGUGCGGGAGGCCGGGGCCUUCGGGACGCCGGUCGUCAACCUGGGAACGAGACAAACAGGCAGAGAGACGGGUGAGAAUGUUCUACAUGUAAGAGAUGCGGACACUCAAAAUAAGGUCUUCCAUGCUCUGCAGCUGCAGUUUGGGAAGAGAUACCCUUGCUCUAAAAUCUAUGGCGAUGGCAACGCCGUGCCUCGCAUCCUGAAAUUCCUCCAGAACAUCAACAUGGACGAGGCUCUGCAGAAGGGCUUCUGCUUCCCUCCGGUCAAAGACUGUGUCUCACAGGACAUCGAGCACAUUCUGGAGACCCAGUCCGCUCUGGCCAUCGACCUGGGUGGAACCAACCUUCGGGUGGCCAUCGUCAGUGUGAAGGGGAACAUAAUAAAGAAGUUCACCAAGCCAAAUCCAAAGACCUUUGAGGACAGAAUGGAGCUCAUUAAAAAGAUGUGUAAAGGAGCCAUUCAGGCCGCCGUGGGCCUCAACUGUAGAAUCCUCGGUGUUGGCGUGUCCACGGGCGGGCGUGUGAACCCACAAGACGGCGUGGUGAUGCACUCCACCAAGCUCAUCCGCGAGUGGUCCUCUGUGGACCUCAGAACACCGCUGUCCGAAGAGCUGCACCUGCCCGUCUGGAUCGACAACGACGGCAACUGCGCUGCUCUGGCUGAGAAGAAGUUUGGCCAUGGCAAAGGAGUGGAGAACUUUGUGACUGUCAUCACCGGCACAGGCAUCGGAGGAGGAAUUAUCCAUCACAAUGAGCUGAUCCAUGGCAGCACCUUCUGUGCGGCGGAGCUGGGUCACAUCAUGGUUUCAAUGGAUGGACCCGAAUGCUCCUGCGGCAGCAGAGGCUGCAUCGAGUCCUACGCUUCUGGUCAGGCCUUGCAGAGAGAAGCCAAGAGGCUGAACAACGAGGACCUGCUGAAGGUGGAGGGAGUGGACAUGAAGACAUCGGAGCCGAUAACUGCUGUUCACCUCAUCAGUGCUGCUCAACAGGGCAAUGCCAAUGCAGCAGCCGUGCUGAAGAAAGCCUCCACUGCUCUGGGUGUCGGCAUAGUCAAUGUCCUCCAUCUGGCCAACCCUUCCCUGGUCAUCUUGUCUGGAGUCUUGGCGUCAGUCUACCUGGAGCCGGUGCAGUACAUCGUCUCCGAGCGAGCACUUCCGUCCACCAAGAACAUCAAGAUCGUCACCUCGGAUCUGGAGGAGCCCGCGUUGUUGGGGGCUGCUAGUAUGGUGCUGGACUACGCAACUCGAAGGCUGUAUUGAGGAUGUUUUAAGAUCUUUAUUGUGCCUACUGGCAGCACUAUGCCACUUCUUUUGUGAAACUUGAGAAAGGGUCUCCUCAUGCCCAUUAUUUAUUGGGUGUGGAUAUUAGUAUAUUUGUGUAGACAAGAUAAUGCUCUGUUUUUAAAUUCUAUUUUUAAAUCACUGGAAAAUGCAAUCAUAAACAUGAGGUCGGUCACUUCCACCCGAGGUUGGAUAAUUCCACAUUACCUUUCGGUACAUCUGCGUCUUCAUAUCUCGUUCAUCUUCAUAUCUCGGUGUUGACUGAAAAUGAGCCUGGCCUUAAUAUGCCACUCUAGGCAUUGUCGCCUUUUUUAUUUUGUGGAUAUGAAAAGGUAUUUUCAGUUCAUAUUUGAUUUAUUACUGGUCAUAUGCAACAUUACUAUUGAAGUAUAUCAUUCCAUAAGACAGGUUUGACUCUGAGGAGGUUUUUUAGUUUUCAUGAGUUUGGAAAAAUGUUUCCAUCUCGAAUCAGCCAAGGUUUUUUAGAGCUUGGAACUGAUACUAUGAAGGAUUGUCUUCCAAGCGUGACCAAAGUUUUGCAAACAUAUGAUGUUUCAGUUUUUUUUUUUUUGUUUUUUUAAUGCUGCUAAUAAGCCUUACUGACUUACUUUUUUUUCUUUUCUUUCAAACCACUGACUUUCCAAACAAUCAUAUUAGUUCUAGUGUUUCCCUGUUAUUGUUUUUAUUUAAGGUUUUGGGGAUAUAUAUCUAUGUUCUCAACUGGACAGUGCGUUGGGAUGAAUGUCUAAGACACAAUAUACUUGGGUUCAUUUGAUGUGUUGCCAAUUAACAUCUCCUGAGUCCGGCACAGUUUUAACAUUCUUUUGCCUUGUGUUAAAUGUUUACACAAAUGAGUGUAAUAACAACCACAUACGUGUAUUGUGGGACAUAUUUUAUUUAAUUUAAUUGGUGUGAAGGUCCAAAUAAAGGUGCU